This is a messenger RNA of Syzygium oleosum, 3377 nucleotides long. RefSeq names its product MDIS1-interacting receptor like kinase 2-like. The transcript is spliced from 3 exons. Gene Ontology annotation, biological process: protein phosphorylation. Gene Ontology annotation, molecular function: protein binding; ATP binding; protein kinase activity. NCBI's taxonomy places the organism in Eukaryota, Viridiplantae, Streptophyta, Magnoliopsida, Myrtales, Myrtaceae. The coding region runs from base 373 to 3234 and encodes 953 amino acids. The record is from RefSeq and is a predicted model, not a curated record.
CUGGGGUUGUUCUUGGGACCACCAUGUUGUUCUCCAUCCAUCCUCGUCGGAUUAAGAUUUCCGAACUCUUUCCUCGAAUGUGGCCAUCGUUUCAGCAGUCAAGAUAUCGACAGCUUGUGGCAAUCUCAGCAGCAAUCACGGUUUCGGAACGGUCGCUUCCGCUUGGCCCACUAUGGCGGAGAACUCGGACUGAUCCACGGCAUGUCAUCAUCUGAUGAAAAUAGCACAAUCUGCUGCAAGCUGAACGCAGAGAAGAAGAGCGUUACAUGCAUGCAAAAGAAAGAGUUAGGCUCUGAGCUUCGUUAGGUUCGAGAUUACCCUUUGAAACUUUGCUUAUCAAAUCAAGAAUUCGCUCUGAGCAUUCUUGUGACCAUGAUCAACCUGAAGUCACAUGUCUUGCUUUGGUUUCUGCUACUUCUAUCUUGCAAUGCCGAAGUGAGAGCAAAUUCAGAAGCAGAGGCGCUCAUCUCGUGGAAGUUGACCCUCGAGAACCAAUCCGCGCUUCAAUCGUGGACUACCGGCGGGACAUUCGGCCCGAACCUGUCGACGAGCCCGUGUGGAUGGUUCGGCGUCUCUUGCAGCACGGAGGGCAACAUCGCGAAGAUACAUCUCCCAGGCGCGAGUUUAGGGGGAAACCUCACAGGCUUGGACCUCUCGUCUUUCGGCGACCUCGUGUCCCUCAAGCUCACCCAGUGCAACCUCUCGGGGCCUAUUCCACCUCAAAUCGGUUCGCUCUCGAAGCUGACGCAUCUCAAUCUCUCCAGGAACGAACUCUCCGGUAGUCUCCCGCCGACACUUUCGAACCUUACUCGGCUCUCCUUGCUUUCUCUUGGCAACAACAUGAUAAGUGGCGAACUCGAUCCGCACUUGUUUUCCAACUGGACUAAACUCUGGUACCUGCAACUCCACAACAACAAUUUCACGGGGAAAAUCCCCUCGGAGGUUGGCCUCCUAACAAAUCUCAUAGAGCUAGCUAUCUGUAACAACCUUCUGAACGGCUCGAUCCCGUAUGAAAUCGGAAACCUGAAGCAUUUAGAUGCUAUAGCCUUAUAUAGGAAUCAUCUUACCGGUCCUAUCCCGCAGUCUAUCGGCAAUCUUACUCGCUUAACGAUGUUGUACUUGCAGCAGAACCAUCUUUCAGGGCCUAUUCCUCACGAUAUUGUCAAGUGCACAGGGCUAGUCGACUUGCGGCUGUUUGAAAACAACUUCUCGGGUUCGGUACCUCAAGGACUCGCCAACUUUUCAUCCCUAAAGGUGCUUGAAUUCUCCGUAAACAGUCUCUCUGGUCCCUUACCGCAAGUCUGCCAAGAGUCUCCUCUCGAAAAAUUUACAGCCGCCUUCAACAGCUUCACGGGUCCAAUGCCUAGAAGCUUGAGAAAUUGCACCACUCUCGUGCGAGUCCGUCUCGAGAGCAACUUCCUUUCGGGGUAUCUAGACCGAGACUUUGGUGUCUAUCCGAACCUCAAUUAUCUCGACUUGAGCUACAAUAAGUUGAGGGGGGUCCUCUCCCCAAACUGGGCGUCAUGCCUAAAGCUGACGCUGCUAAAAGUUGCUGGAAAUGAGAUUGGCGGCACAAUUCCGAACGAGCUCGGGAAAUUAAGUGUACUAGGUGUGCUCAAUCUGGCGUCUAACCACAUUACCGGAUUAAUACCGCGACAUUUAGGAAACUUAUCUUCUCUGUUUCAGCUGAAUUUAGGAGAGAACAAGCUGUCAGGUCCGAUUCCGCCUCAACUUGGGCAUCUGCUGCGUCUCGAGGACCUUGACCUCUCAUCGAACGAGCUGGGAGGCCCAAUUCCCGAGCAACUCUGGAAAUGCUCGAAGCUGCGGAAUCUCGUCCUGGCGGCUAACAAUUUUAAUGGGUCUAUAUCGCCUCAGAUCGGAGACCUAGCACUGCAAGGUUCACUGAACUUGAGUCAUAACUGCCUCGCCGGCAAUAUACCUCCACAGAUUGCAAAGUUGGCCUUGGAGCAUCUAGAUCUCUCUCACAACGAGCUGUCUGGCGAAAUCCCUUCUUCCUUUGUCCGGAUGACCAGUUUGACGUCGGUCGACUUCUCGUACAAUGAACUGGAAGGUCCGAUUCCCGACGGCAAAGUUUUCCUCCUCUCCGCCUCAACUGCAUUCAGCAACAACAAGAACAUGUGUGGCCCGGUCCAAGGUUUCCGACCAUGCUAUGCUAAAUUACCGGAGAGCACAGUUCGCAGGAAAAGCCACAAAUUGUGGAUCAUACUAGGCGUUUCUUCAUUAGUCGUUCUAUUCCUCAUUGUAGUAUUGCUCGGGAAAUCCAUCCUAUCCCGCGGAAGAAUGAAAAGCGCGAGUGCAAGAAUUGCCGGGCUGAACAGCAGAAAUGUUUUCUCCGUGUUGAACUACGAUGGGAAAGUCGUCUACGAGGACAUUGUCGAAGCCACAGAGAAUUUCGAUGACAAGUAUUGCAUCGGGGAGGGCGGAAGCGGAAGAGUCUACAGAGCUCUGCUUCCAACAGGACAUGCGUUGGCCAUAAAGAAGAUCAGGUCCUCGGAAGGCGAUGAAAUAGAGCAGAUCACAGCAAGCUUUCUCAAUGAGAUCAAGUUGUUGACAACGAUCCGACAUCGAAACAUCGUUAAGUUUUACGGAUUCUGCUCCAGUGGACCGCAUAAGUUCCUCGUGUAUGACCUGAUCGAGAAGGGAAGCUUAGCAACCAUCCUGAACGACGGCAGUGAAGCAGCAAGGCUCGACUGGAGGAGGCGAGUGGAGAUCGUGAGGGACAUAGCCUGUGCCCUGUGUUACAUGCACAAUGACUGCACGCCGCCCGUGAUUCAUCGAGACAUAUCGAGCCGAAACAUCCUGUUGAACACAGAGUACGAAGCUUUUCUAUCCGAUUUCGGCAUCUCUAGGAUUUUGAAGCCCGAUUCGAGCAAUUGGACGGCCGUGGCAGGCACGUACGGUUACGUCGCUCCAGAGCUCGCAUACACAAUGAGCUUGACUGAGAAAUGUGACGUUUAUAGCUUCGGUGUCCUGUCACUCGAAGUGAUAGUGGGAAAACACCCGGCGGAGCUCGGUUUAUCUCUGAAUUCCCUCCAAUCAGAGCAAAGCAUGGAGCUAGAAGGUCUGUUAGAUGCACGUCUUCCACCUCCGGCGGAUCAAAUCACCAUGAAUGAAGUGAAAGUGUUAGUGAAGCAAGCAUGUUCAUGUGUAGAUGUUGAUCCAAAUCGCAGGCCAACCAUGAGAGAGGUGUCGCAGGCGCUCCUCAUACAUUAAAACAAUCUUCACUAGUCUCAAGCAUGUACGCACACUUGUAUCUUUUGGCAAUAAUCGAUUCCGUCCUAGUCCCACACGAGUGGGCAAAUUUAAGGAUUAUAAUGGGCAAUGGAACGACUCGAUAGAUGGACCGAUCGUGACAA